UGAUUUGUAGAUCUGUGCUUUUUACCCACAAGCCACUGCUGCCGGCUCCGCAACAGAAGGUGACCUCGCUCCUCCACGUUUUUUCCUCCAGGAGCUCGGCACCGACCCGCCGCUGCUGCUUUUACGCUGCGUAACGACGCCAUGGACAGUUUCGACAAUUUCAGCGCGUCGGAGAAGGCGGACGCGUCGGAGCUGCAGCGGAUGAUCGCCGUGGAGCAGCAGAAGGCCCAGUUCCAGGCCCAGGUGCACAGCUUCACUGACAUCUGCUGGGACAAGUGUGUGGAGAGUCCGGGCUCGAAGCUGGACUACAGGACAGAGACGUGCCUGGUGAGCUGUGUCGAGCGAUUCAUCGACACCACGCUGACCAUAACCAACCGCUUCACACAGAUGGUGCAGAAGGGCUCUCAUUAACGAUGGAGCACAGAUGCCAACAGGACUUAAAUUAUGUCAAAAAUAAAGUUUUAUGCUUUCCUCACACGUUGAUGGAAGAUAAUGUGAAGAGAACGUGUUUUUUAUAACUCACUGUUUAGACUGAUGGUGCUUGAAGGGUCCAGAAAGAGUCAUGUAAUGUGACCUUAAUGCACUGACACUGGGAUCCUCAGUCUACUAAACAAAAUGGGGGACGAGCAGCUUCCUCUGGACAGAGUUCAUCCACCAGCACGUGGAGAGAAGAUCUGGUUUCAGACGGACUUUUUUUUAUUUCUGUUUUUAGUGUCGCACCAGUGAUAAAAAAUCAUGUAACUGGGAAACAUGGAUUAAAGAUGAGAAUUUAUUGAAGCAUGGCCACAUGAAUAUCAAGAAAAGCUUUGAUUAAUAACAGAUUUAUUUCAUAUAUUCAUCUGAAACGACUGAAAGCUCCCAAUCAAGGCAUGUCUUGGUGAAAUAUCUUUGAAAUAGAUUCUCCUCUGCUCAAGUUAAUGUAUCCUGGCACAAUAAAAUAAAUGUACCGUAAUAAAGUAGAACAAAAAAACCUUCAUGA
Messenger RNA from Paralichthys olivaceus (Japanese flounder), 979 nucleotides. RefSeq names its product translocase of inner mitochondrial membrane 8 homolog B (yeast) (gene timm8b). NCBI's taxonomy places the organism in Eukaryota, Metazoa, Chordata, Actinopteri, Pleuronectiformes, Paralichthyidae. The record is from RefSeq and is a predicted model, not a curated record.